AUGAAGUACCGCGGCGUGGUCUACGACGUUGGCCUCAACUUCAACGACCCCCCCCCCCCCCUCUCCGUCGACCCCUGGAACCCCGCCCUCGCCGCCCACGACAUCCACGCCAUCGCCCACGCCCUGCACGCAAACGCGCUCCGCAUCGAGGGCGAGCCCAUCGCGCGCCUCACCGCCGCCACACGUCUCGCCCACGCCCAGGGCCUGAAGGUCUUCGAAACCCGUGGCUCAUGCACGCGGACCCCGCGCAAACACUGCCCUACCUCGCCGACGCGGCGCGCGGGAUCUCGACAUGAGUUUCUCGCUGGUGGAGACGUGGCCCGACGGCGAUGA
Molecule: messenger RNA, 333 nt
Organism: Boeremia exigua
Lineage: Eukaryota; Fungi; Ascomycota; Dothideomycetes; Pleosporales; Didymellaceae
Exons: 1
Coding region: 1-333 (110 amino acids)
Source: RefSeq, a predicted model, not a curated record